UGCUGCUGGCGGGGAGGCGGGGGGCCCGGGCCGCUCUGGAUGGUGGUUAAAAUGAUCAUAGAAAACUUCGAGGCGCUGAAAUCCUGGCUCAGCAAAACCUUGGAGCCCAUAUGUGAUGCAGAUCCAUCUGCCCUGGCCAAAUAUGUACUGGCUUUGGUAAAGAAGGAUAAAAGUGAAAAGGAACUGAAGGCAUUAUGUGUUGAUCAGCUGGAUGUAUUUCUUCAGAAAGAAACUCAGAUAUUUGUGGAAAAACUGUUUGAUGCUGUGAAUACAAAAAGCUACCUACCUCCACCAGAACAGCCAUCGUCAGGAAGCCUGAAAGUAGAAUUUUUUCAGCACCAAGAAAAAGAGACAAAAAAAGAAGAGAUAGUUAAAGAGGAAGAGCGAGAGAAAAAGUUCUCUAGAAGAUUAAAUCACAGCCCUCCUCAGUCAAGUUCUCGUUACAGAGAUACCAGAAGCCGUGAUGAAAGGAAAAAAGAUGAACGUUCUCGGAAGAGAGAUUAUGACAGAAAUCCUCCCAGAAGAGAUUCCUAUAGGGAUCGAUAUAACAGACGAAGAGGGAGGAGUCGGAGCUACAGCAGGAGUAGAAGUAGAAGUUGGAGCAAAGAGAGAUUGCGGGACCGUGAUCGAGACCGGAGCAGAAGCCGGAGCAGAACACGAAGCAGAGAGAGAGAUUUGGGAAAGCCAAAAUAUGACAUGGAUAGAACAGAUCCAUUAGAGAACAAUUAUACUCCAGUUUCUUCUGUGACAAAUAUUUCAUCUGGCCACUACCCUGUCCCUACACUGAGCAGUACUAUUACUGUUAUUGCUCCUGCUCAUCAUGGAAACAACACUACUGAAAGCUGGUCGGAGUUCCAUGAAGAGCAGCUGGACCACAACUCCUACGGAAGACCUCCGCUGCCAAAGAAACGCUGUAGAGAUUAUGACGAAAAGGGUUUCUGUAUGAGAGGAGACAUGUGCCCUUUUGAUCAUGGAAGCGAUCCCGUAGUGGUAGAAGAUGUGAAUCUUCCUGGCAUUCUGCCUUUUCCAGCACAACCCCCUGUUGUUGAAGGACCACCUCCUCCUGGACUUCCUCCCCCUCCACCAAUUCUGAGUCCUCCUCCUGUUAACCUUAGACCUCCAGUACCACCACCAGGCCCCUUACCACCUAGCCUUCCACCUGUAACAGGACCACCCCCUCCACUUCCACCCUUACAGCCUGCUGGCAUGGAUGCCCCCCCAAACUCAGCAACUAGCUCAGUUCCUACUGUUGUUACAACGGGUAUUCAUCACCAGCCGCCUCCUGCUCCACCCUCUCUUUUUACAGCAGGUGUAGUACUGAGGCUUUGCCCACAAGAAACGUAUGACACAGAUGGCUAUAAUCCAGAGGCUCCAAGUAUAACAAAUACUUCAAGACCUAUGUAUAGACAUAGAGUACAUGCCCAAAGACCAAAUUUGAUAGGACUCACAUCAGGUGAUAUGGAUCUACCACCCAGAGAAAAACCUCCUAAUAAAAGUAGUAUGAGAAUAGUGGUAGAUGCUGAAUCCAGGAAAAGAACAAUUGGUGCAGGGGAUGGUGGAAUUCCUGCAAAGAAGACUUGGUUUGACAAGCAAAAUUUUAACAGAACAAAUAGUCCAGGUUUUCAGAAGAAAGUACAGUUUGGAAAUGAAAAUACAAAGCUUGAAUUGAGAAAAGUUCCCCCAGAACUUAACAAUAUCAGCAAACUUAACGAACACUUCAGUAAGUUUGGAAACUUAGUCAACCUGCAGGUUGCAUAUCAAGGUGAUCCAGAAGGUGCCCUUAUUCAGUUUGCCACACAUGAGGAAGCAAAGAAAGCUAUAUCAAGUACAGAAGCAGUAUUAAAUAAUCGUUUUAUAAAAGUUUAUUGGCAUCGAGAAGGCAGUGUACCGCAAAUCCAAACUACCACACAGAAGGUAAUACAACCCUUAGUUCAGCAACCUACUUUACCAGUAGUGAAGCAAUCGGUGAAGGAGCGACUGGGUCCGGUACCUGCAAGUAAUAUUGAACCUGCAGAAGCACAGAGUGCCAAUACAGAAGUCACUCAGAAUGUGACUAAAUUAUCUGUGAAGGAUAGACUGGGUUUUGUGUCAAAGCCAGUUACUCCAACAACUGAAAAGGUUUUAUCCACUUCUACUGGCUUGACAAAAACUGUGUACAACCCUGCUGCUUUGAAGGCAGCACAGAAAUCUUUGCCUGUUGUUUCCACUUCCGUGCUAGACUCUAAUGAAGCACAGAAGAAAAAACAGGAGGCAUUACGACUUCAACAAGAGAUGAGAAAAAAGAAGCAAGAAAUCUUAGAGAAGCACAUUGAAACACAGAAGAUGCUGAUUUCAAAGCUGGAGAAGAAUAAAGCCAUGAAGUCAGAAGACAAAGCAGAAAUCAUGAAAACACUGGAAAUUUUGACUAAUAGCAUUACCAAGUUAAAGGAUGAAUUAAAAGGUGUAUCACCAGGAGGAGGGACUCCUUUAAAAAGCAUGAAAACUAAGACUCAGAUGCAGAAAGAAUUACUAGAUACCGAACUGGAUUUAUACAAGAAGAUGCAAGCUGGGGAGGAAGUUACUGAAUUAAGACGAAAAUAUACAGAACUACAGCUGGAAGCUGCCAAACGAGGGAUUCUUUCUUCAGUUCGUGGUAGAGGGGUUCAUGCAAGAGGUCGGGGCGCAUCACGUAGCAGAGGUAGAGGAAUACGAGGCCGGGGAAGAGGCAGAGGAGUUCCUGUGCAUGCAGUUGUGGAUCAUCGACCUAGGGCGUUAGAAAUCUCUGCCUUUACAGAAAGCGAUAGAGAAGAUCUUCUUCCUCAUUUUGCGCAAUAUGGUGAAAUUGAAGAUUGCCAGAUAGAUGACUCUUCUCUCCAUGCGGUGAUUACUUUCAAAACAAGAGCAGAAGCCGAAGCUGCUGCAAUUCAUGGAUCUCGUUUUAAAGGACAAGAGCUGAAGUUGGCAUGGAACAAGCCUGUUGCUAGUAUGUCAGCUGUUGAAACAGAAGAAGCUGAACCCGAUGAAGAAGAAUUUCAGGAAGAAUCUUUGGUGGAUGACUCGUUGCUUCAAGAUGAUGAUGAAGAGGAGGAGGAGAAUGAAUCUCGUUCAUGGAGAAGAUGAUUCAACUGAUCAAUGACAGUGCUAGAACUGCACCUGUGUUGCAUUAGUAUUACCUAAUGUACUUCUGCAUCUUUGUAUUAAAAGGGGUUUUGUGAUGAAGUUGGAUUCAGAUAUAGAUUAAAAAGCAGCUGGUCAAUUAUA
Messenger RNA from Pseudopipra pipra, 3240 nucleotides. RefSeq names its product RNA binding motif protein 26 (gene RBM26). Gene Ontology annotation, cellular component: nucleus. The record is from RefSeq and is a predicted model, not a curated record. Gene Ontology annotation, biological process: mRNA processing. The coding region runs from base 40 to 3099 and encodes 1019 amino acids. The transcript has 22 exons. Gene Ontology annotation, molecular function: RNA binding; metal ion binding. NCBI's taxonomy places the organism in Eukaryota, Metazoa, Chordata, Aves, Passeriformes, Pipridae.